GAGGGAGGGAGGGAGAGAGGGAGACACCGGCAGACGACGUCAAAGCGACCGAGAGAGAAAAGGGGAACCGCGGGAGGAAGACGACAAUAGCGGUUUCAAUUAUGACAGCGUCGUUGUUUAAAGUCCAUUAGUGCAUGUAAUCAUACGUCGUCGUAACCAUCAAGAAGAAGAAGAAAGACGGAGUUGUUACACACAGCAAUAGCAACAGCGGCAAUAACCCCAAGUGAGACAGUAGUAAUAAGAAAUAUAAGAGCAAAGGCGCCGAGAAGAAGAAAGGUGGACGAGGAGGAGGAGGCGAGUUCGUGAAAAGGAACAAGUGAGAGAAACUAGAGGUGAAAAGGAGCAGGAGGAGAGAGAGCAGAACCCCGGGCCCGAUCUGUAAGAGUGCCGAGAGACCAACUCGUCCACAACUAGAACCCGCGUUAAUAUUAAACUGGAAGAAAGAAGAAGCACAAAAGGAAGGGGAGCGACGUUUAUUAUACAAAUAAACGAAUAAUUCUGGGAGACGGAAGAAAAGAGACAAAAGAGAGAGAGAGAAAAAAACGCGACAAGGACAAAGAAUACGAUUUAAAUAUAGUCUGUGAUAUUUCGCCUGUAAUCUUCUUCUCAGAUUCUCAUUCUGCGUUUUUGCCGAAAAUCUGAAUCGCGGUGCCCAGUCGGGGGUGCGGGCGCGUGAAGCUGCGCGCUCCGGCUCGGGGACAAAGAAGCGCCGCGCGUCGACGCUGUGAAGGCAGAGCGCGCGCGAACAAAGGAGACGUAGAGAGAGACGCGGAGCCCCUCGCUCCUCAGCGCACAGCAUCAGCAUCAGCAUCAGCAUCGGCAUCGGCAUCAUCUCUCGGCGGAACAGGGACCCCCGGCCGCCCGUCACACACAGGCCAACGCCCCGGUCCCCGGUCUCCUGUCUCCGGUCUCCAGCGCCCGGUCCCGGCUCGUCCCGCCCGGCGCUCCUCUCUGUCUCUCCGUCCCCGGGGCGCGUCGUCGCUCGCUCUUCCGCACCGUCUCAAUGAAGGAGCCCGACGCGAUUAAACUCUUCAUCGGACAGAUUCCUCGGAACCUCGAGGAGAAAGACCUGAAGCCCAUUUUCGAGCAGUUCGGCAAGAUCUAUGAGCUGACGGUGAUAAAGGACAAGUACACGGGGAUGCACAAAGGAUGUGCCUUCCUGACAUACUGUGCAAGGGAGUCAGCCCUGAAAGCCCAGAGUGCCCUCCAUGAGCAGAAGACCCUCCCUGGGAUGAACCGACCUAUCCAAGUGAAGCCUGCCGACAGUGAAGGCAGAGGAGAAGACAGGAAGCUGUUUGUGGGCAUGCUGGGAAAGCAGCAGUCGGAUGAGGACGUGCGCAAGAUGUUCGAGCCCUUCGGGAGCAUCGAGGAAUGCACGGUGCUCAGGGGGCCCGACGGAACGAGCAAAGGCUGCGCGUUCGUGAAGUUCCAGGGCCACGCCGAGGCCCAGGCCGCCAUCAACACUCUGCACGGCAGCCGCACUCUGCCGGGCGCCUCCUCCAGCUUGGUGGUGAAGUUCGCCGACACGGAGAAGGAGCGAGGCCUCCGGCGCAUGCAGCAGGUGGCCUCUCAGCUGGGAAUCUUCAGCCCCAUGACCCUGAACUUUGGAGCUUACAACGCCUACACACAGGCUCUGGUCCAGCAGCAGGCCCUGGUUGCGCAGUCGGCGUAUUUGUCUCCUGUGGCAACCGUUGCCGCGGUGCAGAUGCAGCAGAUGGCUGCUCUCAAUGCCAACGGCAUCAUCGCCACACCCAUUACGCCCAUCACUCCCUCUUCGGGUACAAAUACACCUCCUACCAUCGCAGCGACACCGGUGCCGGCUCUUCCUCCACCCAUCGGAGUCAAUGGCUACAGCCCAGUUCCCGCUCCAGCCAACGGGCAGCCGGCAUCUGAAACCCUGUACACCAAUGGCGUUCAUCCUUACCAAGCAGCCCAGAGUCCGGCCGCAGCCUUGGAUCCUCUUCAACAAGCGUACGCAGGAAUGCAGCACUACACAGCGGCCUAUCCUGCUGCCUAUGGACUGGUUGGCCAACCAUUCCCACAGCAACCAACCCUGGUUGCCCAGCAGCACCAACAGCCUCAGCAACAGCAGCAGCGAGAAGGUCCGGAGGGAUGUAACAUCUUCAUUUACCACCUGCCUCAGGAGUUCACAGACUCCGAAAUGCUACAGAUGUUCCUACCCUUUGGGAAUGUCAUCUCUGCCAAGGUCUUCGUUGACCGUGCCACCAACCAGAGCAAGUGCUUUGGCUUUGUGAGCUUUGACAACCCGGCUAGUGCUCAGACAGCCAUUCAGGCCAUGAAUGGCUUCCAGAUUGGCAUGAAGAGGCUGAAGGUGCAGCUCAAGAGACCCAAGGAUGCCAACCGGCCUUACUGAGAGACCCAUGGGUUAGGAGAGGUGAACUUUCAGUAGAGUCCCUGUAAAGAAAUUCAAGCGGAAUGCGCUCUGAGCGUCUCGGUGUCUGCUGCUGUAAGGCAGCGGGCCGCCCCAGCUACACAGCUACGCAAACACAGCAAAUGACUAGAUACACAAAUAUUUACAUAUGUGUAUGGACCGAUGCACGGAAGCAUCAUCAGCUGCACUCAAACACACAACUGAGAGACAGACUGACACACAGACAGGCACACUCACUAGACAUACAAAGACAUGUCAAUCAUCUUUUCCACACAGCUGAACACAGUUUGACAAGGAGCCUUUGACUGCACUCAUAGCUCAAGAAGGAGGGGACAUGGGUGAAAACAGACUAAACAGAUACUCGUGACGGAAAAGGGUAAACCAUGAAAAAGUGGAACAAGUGCAUAUGGUAUAUUACAUCUUUUAGUCUACCUUACGUUGUUAAGCUAUAGCUCCUGUUUCUUAAAAAGAAAAAUAACUGACACAAAAAAGUUUAGGUUAGUAUGACUAAGGAAAAUGAACCUUAUAACUGUAAAUAAUUUAGUUUAAGAAGAGCAAAGUUUAAAAACCCAUAAAAAGUA
Messenger RNA from Scleropages formosus (Asian bonytongue), 2973 nucleotides. RefSeq names its product cugbp, Elav-like family member 3a (gene celf3a). NCBI's taxonomy places the organism in Eukaryota, Metazoa, Chordata, Actinopteri, Osteoglossiformes, Osteoglossidae. Gene Ontology annotation, molecular function: RNA binding. The record is from RefSeq and is a predicted model, not a curated record. Bases 1004 to 2374 code for a protein of 456 amino acids. The transcript is spliced from 14 exons.